AUGAAACUAGAAUCUAGACAGGCAGGGCCUAUUUGGGCAAUCAUGAUCUACGAAUUUUUCGGGUCAGCUCUGGUCACUUAUGCUUACAACCUAGGCGGGAACAGUGCCUAAGUAAGAGGAUUUGCUUACUUCAUUGGAUUCGUAAUCGCCUAUCAAAUAUCAGGUGCAUUCUUCAAUCCAGCUUUGUCAAUUGGGGUUUACUUGGGCGAAAAAAAAUGGAAGAACUUUCUCCCUCAUUUAAUUUCUGUGUUCUUCUAAUAUGCAGGUGCAUUUGCUGGAGUAUUGAUAAGCUAUCUAUUGGCGAAAUUCUUCUUCUCAUAUCAAAUGGGUCCAGAUCUUUCAAGUACCAACUAUUAUGACACUGAUAAGACUCCAUACUGGGGAAGAUUGAUUUUCCCUGAGGUGCUACAGACCUUCACAUUCACCUUAGUUUAUCUAGUGCUAGCUUGUGAUAAAGAAAUGGAAAAGCUAGAUAGAAUUGUGAAAGGACUGAUCUUGGCUUUCACUUAUUCUGCUUGUCUUUCCAUGACCUAUAAUAGUGGAGCUCAGAUGAACCCUGCUCAAGCACUCGCUCAAGGUAUUUAUGAAUACUCAAUGAACGACACUUAAGAUCUCAAGAAUGAUCAUCUUAAGUUACUUUGGGUUUAUGCUAUCUUCCCUUAUAUAGGAUCUAUUCUUGCAGGUCUCUUCUACAUGUUCCACUAGAUGGUCGACAAGAAUGAAGAUAUGGAAUCAGAAAAGUCAAUAAGAAGACCAACUGGCGACUAAGAUAACAUUUUAGCAAAAAGAAAAUUGCCUCAAUCAACUGGAAGUCCUAAAUCUUCUAUCUAAUAUAACAUGGAGACAGGGAAAUCAACCUCUGAAAAGAAAUCUGACCUUAUUGUUCCUCUUUUUUAUGAAUUCUGCGGCAGUGCACUUAUGGUAUAUGCCUACAAUCUAACCGACAAAAAUUUCUCAGUGAGAGCUUUUGCCCUUUUUAUCGGAUACAUGAUAGCUUCUAAGAUUUCUGGAGCUCACUUUAACCCUGCGACAUCUCUUGCUGUGUAUGUAGUAGAACAAAAAUACAAAGAGAAUAUACUUUAUCUUGGACUAGUCUCUUUAGCGUAAUUCCUAGGAGGAUUGGCUGGAUUGCUAUUCGUCUAUCUGUUAAUGAAGACUUCAGGAUUCUAUACACUUUACCCUGGCAAUGGACCUUUUAGCCCAAAAGAUGAUUUCUACAUUUACAAAGAAACAGUAUUUUAUGGGAGAGUAUGCUUCUAGGAGAUUCUGCAGACAUUCACAUUCACUUUAGUACUCCUCAUUAUUAAAUAUGAGAAGAGCUUAUCAAAGGUUAAUAACGUUAUCAAAGGACUUGCCAUCACUCAUGCCCAAGCAGCAGUCUAUCUAAUGACUUACAACUCAGGGGCUUGUCUUAAUCCAGUCCUGGGAAUUGUUUAAACAUUUUACAUGAUGGGACAAUCAGGAAACCCUGACAGAUACUGGAAUUGCAUUUGGGUUUAUGUCCUCAUGCCAAUUAUUGGAGCAUAUGUUGCCUCAUUAUUUUAUGGAUUUCAUCAAACAGUAUCCUAACAAAAUGGAGACAAAGCCGGUAAAGACGAGGAUGAAGACGAGCAAUGA
Molecule: messenger RNA, 1617 nt
Organism: Stylonychia lemnae
Lineage: Eukaryota; Ciliophora; Spirotrichea; Sporadotrichida; Oxytrichidae
Source: the annotation of a GenBank genome assembly